Messenger RNA from Paramuricea clavata, 2621 nucleotides. The record is from the annotation of a GenBank genome assembly. NCBI's taxonomy places the organism in Eukaryota, Metazoa, Cnidaria, Anthozoa, Malacalcyonacea, Plexauridae.
AGAUCUACAGGAAUGGAGUGCUUGAUCAUGGUAUUGAUGGCAUGGAAAUGCAGGCAGAUUCAUCCUGGCGUUGGACGAAAUAUAUUCAAUGUGCGAGGAAUACAGCUGAGCAAAAUACAGUGGCAUUUCAGUUUGGAGCUGAUAUCUACUUUCAAACGUAUAAAACCAUCAAACCAGGCGAGGAAAUAUUGGUUUGGUAUGCCGAAUACUACGAACAACAUCAUGGAAUUCCUGUUGGGGUGCGUAAGAUAAACAAGACCAAGGAAAUGUCAGAAACAGGUAAAUCACUAUAUUCUACCUAUAUAAAAUAUAACAAUAUUAAAAUAUUGUUUCAAUAUCAUGUAACCAAUUUCAAGGCAAUAUAAUGUAACAUAUAACAUUAAUUAAUAUUUACAGUAUAAGUUUCAAGUGGCUUAAUACUUCCGGAAAGUACGCCAUCUUUGCCAUAGAGCCUCGUUUUCGCAACAAUUGAAAUGAGGGGAGCGGGGUUUUUCGCAAAUAUUUUGUGGCCGAUGCAGGAGCAGCUUCGAAAAAUUUGACAACCAUGGACUCCCUGGCAGGAACAAGUAAAAUCAAUAGACAAUUCCCAUUAUAGACUAAUUUUAAAAUUAGGCAAGGAAACUCAAAUAAAUUACCACAGCUAGAAAGAGCAUACUAAAAUUAGUAAAAUUACAAAGUUUGGUUGCGAAAUGUUGUAAAAUGAGGAAAAUAUAACCUUGCAAAGUUCGCAAAUUUUGUAUACUUUUGUAUUGCUUGUGGAAAUUCCUACCACAUCCUACCACAUUUAGACCGAAAAUGUCGCACGCAAUACAAAAGUAUACAAAAUUUGCAAACUUUGCAAGGCUAUAUUUUCCACAUUUUACAACAUUUCGCUACCAAAUUUUGUAAUUUUACUAAUUUUAGUAUGCUCUUUCUAGCUGUGGUGAUUUAUUUGCAUCUCCUUGCCUAGUUUUAAAAUUAAUCUAUAAUGGGAAUUGUCUAUUCAUACUAGAAUAUACAGCCUAAAAUCUCUAAUCAUUCUCUUAAUAAUUGUGAAGUCUUGAACUUCAUCUCAUAUAUUCAUCUAAACAUUGUGUUAUAGCAACCACGACCAAAGAAAUCUUAGAAAGAGCGCAACGCAGUAUCAGUGACAUAACUCCAACUGUAAAUUGUGUGGAAAAUCCACGACCAAUAAAACCGCUAGCCCGUUUCCCAACGGCAAUGUCCCAACCUCCUUCGCUCAGGUCAAAUCAUGUCGGAAGACCAGAACUCCCCCCACAUAUCUCAACUCAAGGAGGUGUACCCAGCAGCCCUUCCACAGAAUUUCAAUCGUCGUCUUCUAGCAAACCUGAAAACUUACGUAUUUCAUUCCGAGUUCCCAAAGAAAAGCGAAGCACCAUUUCUGAAGCGGUUAAUGUUGGAACAACCGUAACAUCGCCAGAGAAAGUGGCUCGGAGAAGAGAUCUCCGUCUUGGUUUACAUGCUUUCAAAACUCGUUUCUGGAAAUGCGAACACUGCCUAUCAAGGUUCCCUCAGAAGUGGGCGUUGCAGGUUCACAGUUGCUCGUGCGUGGUUACCAAGCCAUACUUGUGCAGUAAUUGUGGGAAGGCUUACGUCAGCAAGGACGACGUGCAAGCGCAUGCGUCAGAAUGUGGUGGCGGCAGACAAUACAAAUGUGGUUACUGCGGGCGCAGUUUUCUGAACGUGAACACCUUAAAUAAGCAUCUUAAAGUGCAUUCAAGGAAAAGUGUGGUCGGUGCUUUCAAGAGAAAAACAAUGGUACCUAUUUACCAAAGGCAUGUGCAAUAAAUAUGGCACAUGCAUAUAAUCCCAUAUACCUGUUUUUAGCUUAUCAUCUGAUUGCCACAGAAGCUAGUAUGCAGACUUUCGAAAAAGUCCAUUCACGAAAAAUUGUGGCUACUACAUUGAAGAAAAAAACCCGAUAGUGCUUAUUUAUCAAAGACUACCACAAAUUGAUAUCUAAAAAAUAAUCUUACCAAAAUACAUUCACGUAAAAGUACGGCUGGUGCUAUCAAAAGAAAAAUAAUUGUACGUUUUUUUAUCAAAGGUUUUUGCAAUGGACAUGGUUGUUGGUACAUAUAGGUCAUAUACUUGUUUUUCUGCUGGCUUUUUUAGCUAAUGUAAUUGGCAGAGACUGAGGAUUGUAGUUAGCACUAAGCUUAUAGAACUGACCAAAAGGACAUCUAUAUAACAAAGCUGUGAAAAUUAUAGUUUUCGACCAUGAAAACAUGGCAGGCUACACAGUAACUGGUUAAGCUACAUGUUGCAUGAAAUUUAAGGCAUAAAAGUUUAAAAAGCCGAAGCCCCGGUCAAACAAGGAUGAAAGUUGAUGAGAGUUGACAGCCACGCAUUGUUACAGGGGACAUUUCAAGCUCUAGAUUAACAAAGGUUUGCUGAGUGCUCCAAAUGUGUUUUAACUUAAAUAAAAUACAUGAUAGUGUUGGGAAAGCAUUAAGAACAGCUAACCAAGAUCGCAUGACUGCCAACUCUCAUCCUCAUUUGACCUGGGCUUAAGAUUAUAAGCGACAAUGUUGGUCAUACGGUGGCAACCUAAACCCCCCUAGCUAAAGAUUCUUGUAAUUGUAAAUAAGUUAUGCGCGUGCCUUGACUUUGCUUCUGUA